Messenger RNA from Amblyraja radiata (thorny skate), 331 nucleotides. Its product is annotated as C4b-binding protein alpha chain-like. The transcript is spliced from 2 exons. The coding region runs from base 14 to 322 and encodes 102 amino acids. The record is from RefSeq and is a predicted model, not a curated record. Lineage: Eukaryota; Metazoa; Chordata; Chondrichthyes; Rajiformes; Rajidae.
UCCGGCUGAGGACAUGGCGGCGUCGAUGCUGUUGCUGAUGGCGACGAUGGCGGCAGCGGGUUGGGGGCGCGCGGCGGGUGACUGCAACAAGCCUCCAGCCUUGGAAAAUGGCAUGCUAGAGGAUAAAUAUAUUUCAACGUCUACGUUUAAAAGUGGAAUCACGGUGCGUUACCGCUGUGUGCCAGGUUAUGUUAUGGCCUCAGGAAGCAGUUUUUCCAUUACUUGUAAAGGCACCGUAUGGGGACCACUUCAGGCCAGGUGUCAGAGUAAGUAUGUGAUACUUCCCUAUCCUUACAGCCCCAUCACCUCCAGCAAGGAGUAGGAAGGAACU